AGCUCCAAAAAAGGCACUUUUGACUUCAAAAUGGGAAGGAAAGAAAAAAAAGGCCUCUGAUUAUAUACUUCUUUCAGUCAUCUGGAUGAGUCUGACUAGUGACUGGAAAGUGGAGGAAAUCAGGGGAGGAUAGACCCAAUUUCUGGAAUACAUUCUGAGAGGUCAGCCAAAGUCAAACUGUCAUACCAGUGCACUUCAUAGAAAUGGAGUUCUUUGCUACAAUUUUCAAAGGCAGGAGAAAAGUUCUGUGGCUUGAAUGAUGGACCCUAAGAUCAAAUGUACUUCAUCCCCAACUUGCUUGUAUUCCAAAGCAGAGAAGAAGAAACAGAAGCCUACCUUUUCCGCAGACCUUGCUCCUGCAGUGAAUGAAGCACCGAGGAGAACAUCAAAGAAGUAUGAAGCCUGCAGGUACCAGCACAGGGAUUUCCUUGUUCAGCAAUAUCCUAUCAGCAUAUUCCUUUAUCACAGAAAACCCUGAACGUGCUGCUCUCUGUUUUGUGUCUGGGAUUUGUAUUGGACUUCUCUUGACCUUGUUGGCUUUCGUUGUUCAAAUCUCCUGUCAAACUGAUUGCAAACAGUCGUCAACCCAAAGGCCAUCAUGCAACAGUGACAGUAGCUGGAGCGACAGUGACUCAGAUACCACCUCGGACCUGUCUGUGCGACGGCAACGCCAGUUCGAAAGGACUUUGAACAUGAAUGUCUUCACCUCGGCUGAGGAGCUUGAGAGAGCACAACGACUGGAGGAAAGGGAGCGCAUCAUCCGAGAGAUAUGGAUGAAUGGCCAGCCAGACAUGCCAGGGACCAGGAGCUUGAAUCGCUACUAUUGACGGCAGCAAAUAGGAACAAACUCAUGGCAGUCCUUUUUCAUCUUUGGGGGACACAUUUUAAAGAAAAUGGUUCUCUGAGGACAGCCUGCUGGGAAGAGGACUGAAGUCCUACUGUAGAA
Python bivittatus (Burmese python) is the source of this 946-nucleotide messenger RNA. The record is from RefSeq and is a predicted model, not a curated record. NCBI's taxonomy places the organism in Eukaryota, Metazoa, Chordata, Lepidosauria, Squamata, Pythonidae.